GGGCGCUAAUGUCACAGAUUUCUCACACUAUAAACACGCUCAAUCUCUUCACCCUCUGCACGAGAUAUAGCUACUUGCAUAAUGCCGCGGCACCGCUACAGGCCGUGACAACCGAUCACAUUGGACAGACUGGAAAAAAACAUUUGGUGCUGUUUUGUUUUUGACACUGUCUGCGUAGCUGGAACCGAACUCCUAUAUCAAAACAUGGAGCUGCCUUAGCAGCGUUGACCAACAAUGCUAACGUUACAGCGCAGCUAGCGUACCAGGUUUUCAGAUGAAGAGGAAUUGAGUAUCGUUGUCUUGAAACUUUUUGUCUCGACACUUUUAUUUGUUGCAUAACCUUAGCUGGCAGCUUCGAGUUUGUCGCGGAUGUCAAUACGACCAGGAGCAAAUCUUUAGCUAAUGUAAACACCUCGCUGUCUCUUUAGCUUGUCAGUUAGCAGCUGUUGUUAUUGUUGGUUAUUGCUGGAAGGGGAACAGUUAAGCUAGCCAUCUUACGAGUAAUUGUUGCUGAAUGGGGUGGAGUUGUCGCAAAGGCUAGAAUAACGUUAGGUAUCAGUUACAUUUUAGGAAGACCGUGUCAGACAAAAUGGUGUUAAGGAGUUGCUGGAAGUCUCGACAUAAAAACAGCUCUGGACCUGCUCCUUGUUGGACCCGACCACGAUUGGCAGCCCUGCUCUGGCUAUGUGUGACCCAGUUUGUUUGCGGCAGUGGGGCGGAGGGGGAAACCAACAAUGUGAUCCAGAAAGAUGCAGAGUUUGAUGUCACCUAUAAUGAUACAGUUACAAGUGAAAACCAGACCAUCUAUGCUUUCAAUCACACUGUCUCCAGGAAUAAGACGGAGGGAGUGCGUGUGUUUGUGGAUGUGUUAUCACAGGGUUUUGAGAGUCCCAUCCUGUUUGUGGUACGACAGAAGCAAGCUGUGGUGUCUUUUCAAGUCCCUCUCAUUUUAAGAGGCCUCUACCAGAGGAAGUACCCUUACAGUCAUGUGGGCCGGACAUUGUGCCAGCCCCCAACCAGGGCCGCCUCUGAGACCCAGUACUUUUUUGUGGACGUGUCUACCCUGUCCAGCCUGGGUACAAACUACCAGCUCAGGGUCAGCCGUGUUGAAAGCUUCACCCUGCAGACAGACAAGAAAUUCAGCUUCACCGCAUCACCAUCCCAACCUCAGUACUUCAAGUAUGUCUUUCCUGAUGGGGUGGACACUGUGAUCGUCAAGGUCAACUCAGAAAUGACCUUUCCCUGCUCUGUUAUGUCCAUCCAGGACAUCCAGUGUCCUGUCUAUGAUCUUGACAACAAUGUGGCCUUCAUUGGGAUGUACCAGACUAUGACCAAAAAAGGCGCAAUCACUGUGCAGAGAAAAGAUUUUCCCAGCAACAGUUUCUAUGUGGUGGUAGUGGUAAAAACAGAGGACGAGGCGUGCGGCGGUCCGCUGCGCUUCUACCCUCUCCGUCCUGAUGAGCUGAUCGACGCCGGCAACCGCAGCAAGUUCAUUGAUGUGAUUGUCACCCCUGCUAUCAACUCGGAGGUGUAUGUGAUGGGCAUGCUGUUCUGUCUGGGUAUCUUCCUCUCCUUCUAUCUGCUCACCUUGCUCAUGACCUGUCUGGAGAACAAGCGAAUGAAGAAGAGAGAGGUGUUUCAGAUUGCUGCUGACAUGUCGCCUGCUGAGACAGCCUCUCUGCUUGGGAAGAAUGGAGAUGGCAAAACUCAAGCCUCGCCAUAUGAAUAUGGUUCCUUUGCUGACAACGGCAGCACACUCAGUUCAGAGGCCAUCACUGACAGCGCCACAUCAACUGACAACAACUAUGGAUACGUGGGGCGGGAGCCUUUCAAACGUCGCCCAAUCCUCAAUCACCUUCACCACAUAGCCAUCCGCAUUGAGCAAUCGUUGGACAGUGUUGGACGAAGCAGGCAGGAGUCUCUGAGCUCUGUGGAGGAGGAUGACUAUGACACGCUGGACGACAUCACCUCAGACAAAAACAUCGUCCGCACCAAGAAAUUUCUAUGUGUGUCUGACCUGUCCCGCAAAGACAAGAGGAUUCUCAGCAAGAAAUACCAAAUCUACUUCUGGAACAUUGCUACUAUUGCUGUGUUCUAUGCGCUGCCAGUUGUCCAGCUGGUCAUCACCUACCAGACGGUGGUCAAUGUUACAGGAAAUCAGGACAUCUGCUUCUACAACUUCCUGUGUGCCCACCCUCUGGGAGCUCUAAGUGCGUUCAACAACAUCCUGAGUAACCUCGGUUACGUGCUGCUGGGACUCCUCUUCCUCCUUAUCGUCCUCAAAAGAGAUAUCGUCCACAAUCGAGCCCUGGUCCGCAAUGAUCUCAACGCGCUGGAAUGUGGUAUCCCAAAGCACUUUGGUCUAUAUUAUGCCAUGGGAACUGCUCUAAUGAUGGAGGGCUUGCUCAGUGCCUGCUACCAUGUCUGUCCAAACUACACCAACUUCCAGUUUGACACCUCCUUCAUGUACAUGAUUGCUGGACUGUGUAUGUUGAAGUUGUAUCAGAAGAGACACCCGGACAUCAACGCAAGUGCUUACACUGCCUACGCCUGCCUGGCUGGGGUCAUCUUCUUUUCUGUGCUGGGAGUGGUAUUUGGGAAAGGAAACACAGUCUUCUGGAUCAUUUUCUCGGUGAUCCACAUUUUGUCCACUAUGCUCCUCAGCACACAGCUCUACUACAUGGGCCGAUGGAGGCUGGACGCCGGGAUCCUGCGCAGGAUUGUGUAUGUCAUCUACACAGAUUGCAUCAGGCAGUGCAGUGGACCUAUGUACAUUGACCGUAUGGUUCUGCUCGUAAUGGGGAACAUAGUCAACUGGUCUCUAGCUGCCUAUGGCCUCAUAGAGAGACCCAAUGACUUUGCCUCCUACCUUUUGGCCAUCGCCAUCUGCAACCUGCUGCUCUACUUUGCCUUUUAUAUCAUUAUGAAGUUGCGGAGCGGUGAGAGAAUCCAGUGUCUGGCGUUGGUGUGUAUUCUGUUCACAGCCGUGGUGUGGGGCUUUGCACUGUAUUUCUUCUUCCAGGGUCUCAGCACCUGGCAGAAAACUCCAGCAGAGUCUCGAGAGCACAACAGGGACUGUAUCCUGCUUUCAUUCUUUGAUGACCAUGACAUUUGGCACUUCCUCUCCUCCAUCGCCAUGUUUGGAUCCUUCCUGGUCCUCCUGACCAUGGAUGACGACCUCGACACCGUCCAGAGAGACAAGAUAUUGGCCUUCUAGAUAUGUCAGAUCUUCUGUGAUGAGCUCAGCUCUUCUUCUCUGCCUUAUCGCCCUCGUCUCUCUCCAUUUGCAUCUCCUUCGUGUUCUAAAAAAAAAGCACAGCCAGUAGCCUGUCACAGGCUGUACAGUAGGCACCUCUCUGCCUGCCACAGCCAGUCAGCCAGUCAGGGAAGGGCAGCAGCCCCUCCCUCCAUCUGUAUGGACACAAAUGUGCCAGUGAAGAGCCUGGGUCGACGUUGAGUGAUGCUGAAGUGUUUUGUCCUCUCGCUGCCAUCAUCAAUAUAACUGUUGUAAUCAAUGUUUACUUCCUGCUGACGAUGAAGAUAACAAUGUACACUCUUGCUAUCUAAGAAAAUAUCCAAAUUAACUUAUUUUAUACUGUCCGCAUUACAUUUGACCGCAAAGUCAACAAUGCAUUUUGCAAAUUACUGUUUCUAUGCUGUGUAUGUUUGUACAGGUAUGCGUGUGUUUACAAACAUAAAUGUGAGAAUAUGAAUUCUGUCCAGUCUGUCAGUGGCCUUUAAUGUUCUAAUCAUGUUACAUACUGUGCUCUGAUUGGUCAGACCCUCGAGCUAGCCGUCCUUCUUGUGGAGAAUAUUAUUAAUAAUAAUACUAAUAAUAAUAAUGAUUGUAUUUACUUCUUGACUGCCCUAAAGUCUGAACGCAAUGGUAUUUUUUGCACUGUACUGAAUGAAAAGAAACGAUUUUAAUGUCAAACAUUGCAAUGAGCGGUUACUGAAUAAAGGUCUCAUUUUCAGAUA
This is a messenger RNA of Sander lucioperca (pikeperch), 3978 nucleotides long. It is a transcript of the gene sidt2, whose product is annotated as SID1 transmembrane family, member 2. The coding region runs from base 590 to 3217 and encodes 875 amino acids. Gene Ontology annotation, cellular component: membrane. NCBI's taxonomy places the organism in Eukaryota, Metazoa, Chordata, Actinopteri, Perciformes, Percidae. The transcript has 27 exons. The record is from RefSeq and is a predicted model, not a curated record.